CUUCACCUGAGCCUCGUCAACAGCUCCAGGAGACUUCAGAACUGGCCGGCGUCAAUUGCAGCACCUCAACUGGACACUCAAGAGCUGCGCGCCGCUUGGAAGCCAAUUAAUUUGGAGGUUCAAGAAUGCGAAUCGGAAACCUUCUCUCGACACACACACACACACAUUUCACUUGGGCACCUCCUGCGGGAGGGGCAAACUGCAGCAAGAUUGGGCAAUUGGGACCAUCCAGUGGGUUAUCUCUGGAGCACUGAGUGGUGUGGUACCACAUUCAUUGCAAUCUCCAUUUCCGAGCGGCCUGUUCAUACUCUUACAUGA
Molecule: messenger RNA, 318 nt
Organism: Protopolystoma xenopodis
Lineage: Eukaryota; Metazoa; Platyhelminthes; Monogenea; Polystomatidea; Polystomatidae
Source: the annotation of a GenBank genome assembly